Messenger RNA from Microdochium trichocladiopsis, 435 nucleotides. RefSeq lists its product as uncharacterized. Bases 1 to 435 code for a protein of 144 amino acids. The record is from RefSeq and is a predicted model, not a curated record. Lineage: Eukaryota; Fungi; Ascomycota; Sordariomycetes; Xylariales; Microdochiaceae. The transcript has 2 exons.
AUGCACGAAUUUAACGCCGAGGUCCCCGCCAAUGCCAACGUUGGCUGGCAGGAUCUUUCUUCCAACCAGGGAGAGAAGUACCGUGUCAAGGCCGAGAAUUACGAUCUUGCCGAUGAGGCCUCUAAUGGGGAUGCGGUUGCAGCUAGCGGUCCUCAAUUCAAGAACGUGCAAGUCCGCUGGGAAGUCGGCACACAGGGUGCCCCAAUCAAGGAGGUGCAGGAAAAGACCUCUAUUACGUACUACAAACUCAGCAAGGCCCCGUGGUGGUCCCCAUUCAAGUACGAGCUCACCAUCACCGCCAAAGACACGUACGACUUCCGCUUCACCGACGAGGAGCCCGACACGUACAAGAUUGACGUCUACCAGAAUGCUGGUUCGCACUACGUCCAAUAUGACUCUCCUCGUCCUACUAUUGUCAGCAUCUCAGGUUUCUAG